Messenger RNA from Terrapene triunguis (Three-toed box turtle), 5231 nucleotides. RefSeq names its product plexin A4 (gene PLXNA4). The transcript is spliced from 27 exons. Lineage: Eukaryota; Metazoa; Chordata; Testudines; Emydidae. Bases 1 to 3816 code for a protein of 1271 amino acids. Gene Ontology annotation, cellular component: semaphorin receptor complex. The record is from RefSeq and is a predicted model, not a curated record. Gene Ontology annotation, molecular function: protein binding; semaphorin receptor activity. Gene Ontology annotation, biological process: regulation of cell migration; semaphorin-plexin signaling pathway involved in axon guidance; negative regulation of cell adhesion.
AUGGUAUUUAGCUUCACUGAGUUCUACAGGCUGUUAACAAUUGAUGACAAUUUCUGCGGCCUGGAUAUGAAUGCCCCUCUGGGAGUAUCGGAGAUGGUGCGAGGUCUCCCCAUCUUCACCGAAGACGGGGACAGGAUGACCUCCGUGAUCGCCUACGUCUACAAGAACCACUCACUAGCGUUCGUGGGCACCAAAAGUGGCAAGAUGAAAAAGAUCCGCGUAGAUGGCCCCACCAAUAGCGCCCUGGAGUACGAGAUCGUGCAGGUGGUGGACACCGGCCCCAUAUUACGGGAUAUGGUCUUUUCAAUGGAUCAUGAGCACCUGUACAUCAUGUCUGAGAAGCAGCUGACCAGAGUGCCUGUGGAGUCGUGCGGGCAGUACAAGACCUGCAGCACGUGCCUGGGCUCCGGGGACCCCCACUGUGGCUGGUGUGUGCUUCACAACACGUGCACCCGGAAGGAACGGUGCGAGCGCUCCAGCGAGCCUCGGAGAUUCGCCUCGGAGAUGAAGCAGUGUGUCCGGCUCACCGUGCAUCCCAACAACAUCUCCGUCUCCCAGUACAACGUGCUGCUGGUCUUGGAGACCUACAACGUCCCCGAGUUGUCAGCAGGGGUCAACUGCACCUUCGAGGACCUUUCCGAGAUGGACGGCUUGGUGGUGGGGAACCAGAUCCAGUGCAUCUCCCCGGCUGCCAAGGAGGUGCCCCAGAUCAUCAUGGAGAAUGGAGACCAUCACAUUGUCCAGCUCCAGCUGAAGUCCAAAGAGACAGGCAUGACCUUCGCCAGCACCAGCUUUGUCUUCUACAACUGCAGCGUCCACAACUCGUGUCUGUCCUGUGUGGAGAGCCCCUAUCGGUGUCACUGGUGCAAAUAUCGCCAUGUCUGCACCCACGACCCCCGUUCCUGCUCCUUCCAGGAAGGGCGAGUCAAGCUGCCAGAGGACUGUCCUCAGUUGCUCCAGGCAGACAAGAUCCUGGUGCCAGUGGAAGUGAUCAAGCCAAUCACCCUGAAAGCCAAGAACCUGCCACAGCCUCAGUCGGGGCAGCGGGGCUAUGAGUGUAUCCUGACUAUCCAGGGCAACGAGCAGCGGGUCCCCGCCCUGAGGUUUAACAGCUCCAGCGUGCAGUGCCAGAACACCUCGUAUUCAUAUGAAGGGAUGGAGAUUAACAGCCUGCCGGUGGAGCUGACAGUCGUGUGGAAUGGGAAUUUCAACAUUGACAACCCAGCGCAGAACAAAGUGCACCUGUACAAGUGUGGGGCCAUGCGGGACAGCUGCGGCCUGUGCCUGAAGGCCGACCCAGACUUUGAGUGCGGCUGGUGCGAGGGACAGAACCAGUGCACGCUGAAGCACCACUGCCCCAUCCAGGAGAACCAGUGGCUGGAACUGUCCGGGACCAAGGGCAAAUGCACCAAUCCCCGGAUCACCGACAUCAUCCCGGUGACGGGCCCUCGGGAAGGAGGAACCAAAGUGACAAUCCGGGGGGAGAAUCUGGGCCUGGAGUUCCGGGACAUUGCAUCUCAUGUCAAAGUGGCUGGAGUGGAGUGCAAACCACUGGUGGAAGGAUACAUCCCGGCAGAGCAGAUAGUGUGCGAGAUGGGAGAGGCCAAACCCAGCCAGCACGCCGGAUUCGUGGAGAUCUGUGUGGCCGAGUGUAAGCCCGAGUUCAUGGCCAGGUCCUCCCAGCUGUACUACUUUAUGACUCUGACUCUCUCUGACCUGAAGCCAAAGCGGGGUCCAGUGUCGGGGGGCACACAGGUGACCAUUACAGGCACCAACCUGAAUGCUGGCAGCAACGUUGUGGUGACAUUUGGCCGGCAGCCCUGUCUCUUUUACAGGAGGUCCACGAAGCACAUUGUCUGUAACACCACAGCCUCGGACGACGGCUUUGAUAAGGUGAAGGUGUCCGUGAGGGUGGACAAGGCCAAGAUACAUCAGGAGUUGCAGUUUGAGUACAUGGAGGACCCCACCAUCCUGAGGAUUGAGCCGGAGUGGAGCAUCAUCAGUGGAAACACCCCCAUAGCCGUGUGGGGAACUCACCUGGACCUUAUCCAGAACCCUCAGAUCCGGGCCAAGCAUGGUGGGAAAGAACACGUCAAUAUCUGCGAGGUACAGAACGCCACGGAGAUGACCUGCCAGGCCCCAGCACUGCCCGUGGACCCAAAUCACCAGUCCGAGCUAACCGAGCGCCCAGAAGAGUUUGGUUUCAUCCUGGAUAAUGUUCAGUCCCUGCUGAUCCUCAACAAAACCAACUUCACCUACUACCCAAACCCAGUCUUUGAGGCUUUCAACCCCUCGGGGAUCCUGGAGCUGAAGCCAGGAACUCCCAUCAUACUAAAGGGGAAGAACCUAAUCCCGCCAGUGACUGCAGGGAACGCCAAGCUAAAUUACACCGUGCUGAUAGGAGAGAAGCCAUGUGUGGUGACUGUGUCGGACGUGCAGCUGCUGUGCGAGUCCCCGAACCUCAUUGGACGGCACAAAGUGAUGGAAUGCGCUGGCGAGCCGCUGUUCUCCCUCUUCUGCGCCAUCAAACAGCAGAUGGAAAAGGGCCCCAUUGACUCCAUCACCGGGGAAGCCCGCUAUUCGCUGAGCGAGGACAAGCUCAUCCGGCAGCAGAUUGACUACAAGACACUGGUCCUGAGCUGCGUGAACCCCGACAACGUGAACAGCCCAGAGAUUCCCGUGAAGAUCCUCAACUGCGACACCAUCACGCAGGUCAAGGAGAAGAUUCUUGACGCCAUCUUCAAGAAUGUGCCGUGCUCCCACAGGCCCAAAGCUGCUGACAUGGACCUGGAGUGGCGGCAGGUGAGUGGGGCCCGGAUGAUCCUGCAGGACGAAGACAUCACCACCAAGAUAGAGAACGACUGGAAGAGACUCAAUACCUUGGCACACUACCAGGUGCCAGAUGGAUCGGUGGUAGCAUUAGUCUCCAAGCAGGUCACUGCCUACAAUGCUGUCAACAACUCCACUGUCUCCAGGACCUCAGCUAGCAAGUACGAAAACAUGAUCCGUUACACGGGCAGCCCAGACAGCCUGCGCUCCCGCACACCCAUGAUCACACCUGACCUGGAGAGUGGAGUCAAGAUGUGGCAUCUAGUCAAGAAUCAUGAGCACGGAGACCAAAAAGAGGGUGACCGGGGCAGCAAGAUGGUGUCCGAGAUCUACCUGACCAGGCUGCUAGCCACCAAGGGCACUUUGCAGAAGUUUGUCGACGACCUCUUUGAGACGAUCUUCAGCACGGCGCACCGCGGCAGCGCCCUGCCCCUGGCCAUCAAGUACAUGUUUGAUUUCCUGGACGAGCAGGCAGACAAGCACAACAUCCACGACCCCCACGUGCGGCACACCUGGAAGAGCAACUGUUUGCCACUACGGUUCUGGGUCAACAUGAUCAAAAACCCCCAGUUCGUAUUCGACAUCCACAAGAACAGCAUCACAGAUGCCUGCCUCUCGGUGGUGGCUCAGACCUUCAUGGACUCCUGUUCAACCUCGGAGCACCGUCUGGGCAAAGACUCCCCUUCCAACAAGCUUCUGUAUGCCAAGGACAUCCCCAGCUACAAGAAUUGGGUGGAAAGGUACUACUCGGACAUCGGCAAAAUGCCGGCGAUCAGCGACCAGGACAUGAACGCCUACCUGGCGGAGCAGUCUCGCAUGCACAUGAACGAGUUUAACACCAUGAGUGCGCUCUCCGAGAUCUAUUCCUACGUGGGCAAGUACAGCGAGGAGAUUCUCGGAGCCCUCGAUCAAGACGACCAGGCCGGGAAACAGAAACUCGCCUACAAACUUGAACAAGUCAUAACCCUCAUGAGCAUAGACAGCUGAGAACUGGCCUGCCAGGGGAGCCCUGGGAGGGAAAAACCAAGCCGUGCCUCAGUCAAGAUCACCAUCUUUACCAAGUGCAAGUGUCAGCAGAGUCACCUGAUCCGCGCUCUCUCUCUCUUCCUCUCUCGCCUCUCUCCAAACCUAUAGACCAGGCCCCAGGAUUCCCAGGAAAUGGUGGUGGAGGAAUCUCAGCUUUGGGGGACAUCGAGACAUUCAGUUGGAGCUCUCUUGUUCACAGCUUCCCCUUCCUCCCUCGUCCUAGAAAGACCAUAUCAGCUGUAUCCAGAUGGGAAACUGGACGGUGGCCCUCUGCCAUGCUGCUUUAAUUGCCCUCCUGGGCCCAUAGCCCCGGAGCGGCCGUGGAAACAAACUCAGUAUUAUUAGAGUCUUGCCAAGGGGAAGCUACUCCCCUUGCUUGGCCUGCCUCCAGGGAUCCCAACGGUGGCAGGAGUGAACCUGGAUCCUUCUCCAGCAGAGCCGUUACAGCGCCUUUGGUCAACCUCAAUCCCACAGGCGGGAAUUCAAGGCAGUUCUGGGAAGCCCCAGGGACCUGGUUAAAAUUGGAGCAGGACCGUCGUGGAACUGGGGACACUAACUAUCUGGGUGAACAGCAACGUGAGCCGUUCUCCAGGGAUGGGGGGAAGGUGGGGCCUCACCUUGCCCACCGCCCCGUUUUUCGUACGUUUAUUAUUAUUUUUAAAACAGAUCUGUGUCCCUCCGAGUCUUUCCCGGUGUGUCCUGUCGACCGUAUAACUGCAACAAAAUGCUCUCUGCCUAGUUGUACCCUAUUGGUGGUAAUCGUGUCCUCCUGGCGGUGUAUAGCACCCUGUUUCCAACCACGUCCCAGAGAAGACAAGCCACAAGGAGCCACACUUCAUUCUGGCCUUGAAAAUCAUGACGGCCCAGGAAAUGGAUAAGUUCUACCACAGGAUUUUUGUUUGUUUCUCUUUCUGAGCUGGAACAAGAUGGUUUUUGUUGAACGAUGUGGGGUGUUUGCUGCAAAAUGUGAGGGUAGGUCUGUGGGACAAUAGUCAAUAACUUCCUCUCAGGCUGCUCCUAGGAGGAAGUGACCUCGCUGCCGGGGGGGGAAGUGACCUCACACCUAUUGGGCUUUUUUCUUAAAAACAGUGCAAAGUUUUCUUCUUUAAUAUUCCAAACUAAGUGACUGUUUUUCAGCAACACCGAGCCACCUUUCUCCCCCUUGCUCUCCUUUCCUGUCCCCAGACAUUUCUCAUGUCCCACUCCCAUCUCCCUCCCCAACAAUUGACUCAUUUUCAAAGCACAGCUGGUGCCUGCAAACUAUAUCCCUGCUCCUCCCGUCCCCGGUGCCAGCACUCAUUUGCCUCCCCUCCCUCCCGAGGUCACGGUCGUCUUGGAAUGGGCACGGAUGUGAGAUGAUGCUUGUCCACUCCACU